AGAUUGAAUUAGUUUACUCAACCACCUCAAGCCCGAAUACGAUGCCAUUAAACCGCAUCUCGUACCCCACUACGAAUUUCUGCCGGCCCCUCUUCGAAUUCGCCAGGGUUCUUCACCGACCAGUGACCGGUGAACUUUCCCUUGUACACAACAGCCAUCUGCUAUUUUUACUGUGUUGUUGGUAAUUGGAAAACUCUUAUCCGCUGCUAUACAAACCAGCGUUUGUAUUAACCUGUUUGUUAGCCUACAAUGUCGACCACUACCACCGUCACAACUACCGAGCCUAUCACGGCCACCAACAUCUUGCGACUUUUCCCCGAGAUCGAUAGCACUGCCACCGAUUCCUCACUCGAAGGCUACGAUGAGGAGCAGAUCCGCUUGAUGGACGAAGUCUGCAUCGUCUUGGAUGAGAACGAUUUGCCCAUCGGCAAGGCUAGCAAGAAGAUUUGCCACUUGAUGACCAACAUCGACAAGGGUCUCUUGCACCGCGCAUUCUCCCUCUUCCUCUUCAACGACAAGAACGAGCUCCUCCUCCAGCAGCGCGCCUCCGAGAAGAUCACCUUCCCCGACCUGUGGACAAACACAUGCUGCUCCCACCCUCUUGGCAUCCCCGGCGAGACUGGCUCUAACUUGCCUGAUGCUAUCAUGGGUGUUAAGCGUGCUGCCCAGCGCAAGUUGGACCAGGAACUCGGUAUUAAGAAGGAGCAGGUCCCUCUUGAAGACUUCCACUUCCUUACCCGCAUCCACUACAAGGCUCCCAGCGACGGCAAAUGGGGCGAGCACGAGAUCGAUUACAUCCUCUUUAUCAAGGCAAACGUCGAUCUCAGCAUCAACCCUAACGAGGUCCAGGCCACUCAAUACGUCACUCCCGAGACGCUCAAGGCCCAGUUCCAAGACCCCAAGCUCAAGUUCACUCCCUGGUUUAAGCUCAUUUGCGACUCCAUGCUGUUUGAGUGGUGGGCUAACCUUGACUCUGGUCUUGAUAAAUACCUUAACGAGCAACAGAUCCGCCGCAUGUAAAUUGGAUCUCCCUGUUCGAUAUAACAAGACGACGACCUAUCGGAACAACAGAGUCUUGACGACGAAAGAAAAAGUUUCAACAUACCUAUUUAUGCUUGCCUAAUAAUAGAAUUUCAUCUUUACUAUAUUUUAAAGCUAGCGGCGUUGCGUGAAGAAGGUCAGGUACAGUGGCGCGGCUGUACAAGUAGAUGAGGCUGGCAAAUCUUCAAUACAAACGACUCCAUUUGGAUUCCGAUU
Molecule: messenger RNA, 1257 nt
Organism: [Torrubiella] hemipterigena
Lineage: Eukaryota; Fungi; Ascomycota; Sordariomycetes; Hypocreales; Clavicipitaceae
Source: the annotation of a GenBank genome assembly